Podospora pseudocomata is the source of this 546-nucleotide messenger RNA. RefSeq lists its product as uncharacterized. The record is from RefSeq and is a predicted model, not a curated record. NCBI's taxonomy places the organism in Eukaryota, Fungi, Ascomycota, Sordariomycetes, Sordariales, Podosporaceae.
AUGGCAAGCGAACAGAGAUUGCAGAAGAAACGCAAGGCCUGGAAAGAGAGAAAAAAAGCACAUCACAAAGCUACCAAGGCCGCGGAAUCCACACCUGGCAGCUGGAAGUCCCUUGGUGUUAAUCUUAACCCCAAGCCUGGGGAGGCUCGACCGGUAAGAGCAAUGAAUAUGCCGGUACUUGACCCAAACUUUACAGAUAAAAAGUCCAGAAGCGUUUUGCUGCAUACUGAAGCAAAGCUCGACCAGAUCCAAGCCCAGCUGGAGAAACACAACAAGAAAUGGACCGCCAACGUGAUGAAUGUGCACAGACAGCUGGAGGUUGAACACACCCAGGAUGGCAUCAACAAAAAAGUUGACCUCGUUGCAAACGUUAGGAACAGGCUUUUGCAUGAGAUCAACGCCAUCAAGGAUACAAUCGAAGGCAUGAAGACGACUCGUGCCAAUGAUUUCAAACACAAUGUGGUGGAAGAAAUGGAAGAGAAUGGUCAAGACGGUGACCCGCCUGGGUCGGAGGAAGAGGAACUUGUCAUUUUCGUAGGGGAAUAG